GGCAGCACAGUGCUGCGGGCUGAAAGAAGCAGGAGAAAAUGAGGAGUGGACAGUGUACUGGACAGACUACUCAGUCUCUCUGGAACGCAUCAUGGAAAUGAAGCAAUUUCAGAAAAUCAACCACUUUCCAGGCAUGAUAGAGAUCUGCCGUAAGGACCUGUUGGCUCGCAACCUUAACCGCAUGCUCAGGCUCUUCCCCAAGGAGUACAAUAUAUUUCCCCGCACUUGGUGCCUGCCAGCUGACUAUGGAGAUUUCCAGGCCUACAGGCGCGCAAGGAAAAACAGAACAUUCAUCUGCAAGCCGGACAGUGGCUGCCAAGGGAGAGGUAUCUUCAUAACACGUAAUCCAGAUGAAAUCAAACAUGGAGAGCAUAUGAUCUGUCAGCAGUAUAUCUCUAAGCCUUUCCUUAUUGAUGGCUUUAAGUUUGACAUGCGUAUCUAUGUGCUAGUCACAUCUUGUGACCCGCUGAGGAUUUUUGUCUACAAGGAGGGUCUGGUCCGGUUUGCCACCAUGAAGUACAUCGAUCCCAGCAGCAGAAACCUGGAUGAUAUCUGCAUGCAUUUGACCAAUUAUGCUAUCAACAAACAUAACGAAAACUUCAUCCAGGAUGACACAAUGGGCAGUAAGAGGAAACUGUCCACCCUGAAUGCCUGGAUGAUGGAUAACAGCUACAACACAAUAAAACUCUGGGAAGAUAUUGAAGAUAUUAUUAUAAAGACUCUUAUUUCUGCUCACCCUGUUGUGAAGCACAAUUACCAAAGCUGCUUUCCGAACCACACCACUGUCUGUGCCUGCUUUGAGAUACUGGGGUUUGAUAUUUUGCUAGACAGAAAGUUGAAGCCGUGGCUGCUAGAGGUGAACCACUCUCCCAGCUUCACCACAGACACUCGCCUAGACCAUGAGGUGAAGGAUGCUCUUCUCUGUGAUACCAUCAACCUGAUAAAUGUGCAUGCCUGUAACAAAAGGAAGGUGCUGGAGGAAAACAAACAGCGGGCAAAGGAACGGCUCCACCAGGCCCAUCAGACUCUCCGUGCAUCCAGACGCGAGGAGUUAGAGAGCAACCAGGCUGCCUGGCUGUCUCAGGCAGAGAAGUAUGAGAACUCGCACCUGGGCAGUUACCGGCGCAUUUAUCCGGCAUGUGGAACAGAGAAGUAUGAGCCAUUUUUCAAGCAGAGUGGCUCCCUCUUCCAGGAAACGGUGUCAUCCAAAGCACGAGAGGAGUGUGCCAGGCAGCAACUGGAGGAAAUCCGCCUGAAGAAAGAAAAGUUGGAAGCUGUUACCAGGAAGAAGAAAACGAAGAGGAGGAAGCAAGACCUGCAUGGAGAGUCAGCUGGGGACAAAUCCCAGAUCCAUAAUAAAACCACAGCUCCUACAACGCACCUCACCUAUAGAAGCACCAGGAUGUGGGAUAGAAAGCUACAGCGCAUGCAGUACAACUCUAUGCAACCCCAGGAUAUCGUGGAAGAGGAGGAGAAGAAAAGAGUAGAUGCUCUUCUGCAGCGUGAGAACCUUAUCCGAGGCCUGGGCAUCGUAGAUCAGCUCUCCCAGCUGCUCCCCUCAACUGAUAGACCAGCCGACACCCAGAGAUCCUGCACCGUUACCUCCAAAAGCCAGUUUCUCUGGGACGCACUCAGGGGCCAGGAGGCCCACCGCUUAAUGACGCUCACCCCCCGCUCGGUCCUGGGAGGUCCAGUCCGGCCUUUGGGACAGCAGUUCGUACACAACCCCAGAGCCAACGCCGAGUUGCCAGCCAGCCUGGGCUCGGAUCCUGCCACCGUGGGCACCCUCUCAGUUCGAGGCCAGAGCAUCCCUUACCAUGAGCGGCACAAGAUGCGGCAGGGCCUCUGGGCACAGAAUGCGGGCUGGCUGCGUGGCCAGGCAGCGGGAACAGCAGCAGUUCCCCAGCCCUGCAUUGAACCCGAGGGACUGCAGGCGAGAUUCCAGUGGCUCCCUGGUGCUGGAAACAAGGCUGAAGGCCGUGAAUCUGGCAGGCCAUCCUUCCAUGCAGGCAGCUGUCACCCGGGGUCCCCAGCCAGCGUGGGGAAGGCCUCAGACGAUGGCAUCUUCAGCCCUGCUGCAGUCCAGGAGCUUCCCAUCACCUCCGCUGCCCGCGUGCAGCACACGGGUGCCUCGCACCAUGGCGGUGCCUCGCACCAUGGCGGUGCCUCGCACGCUCGCGGCGUGAAAAGCACAAGUAACGUGGCGGAGGGCACGCCCGUGCUCGGCCUUCUCCGCCGUCGGUGCUUGCUGAAGAGCCGUGGCUGCUGGACGGGGAGCGUCUGCGCGCCCUGA
This is a messenger RNA of Gavia stellata (red-throated loon), 2293 nucleotides long. RefSeq names its product tubulin tyrosine ligase like 13 (gene TTLL13). Gene Ontology annotation, biological process: protein polyglutamylation; microtubule cytoskeleton organization. Gene Ontology annotation, molecular function: tubulin-glutamic acid ligase activity; tubulin binding. Bases 92 to 2293 code for a protein of 733 amino acids. Gene Ontology annotation, cellular component: cilium. Lineage: Eukaryota; Metazoa; Chordata; Aves; Gaviiformes; Gaviidae. The record is from RefSeq and is a predicted model, not a curated record. The transcript has 12 exons.